This is a messenger RNA of Phytomonas sp. Hart1, 1947 nucleotides long. The record is from the annotation of a GenBank genome assembly. NCBI's taxonomy places the organism in Eukaryota, Euglenozoa, Kinetoplastea, Trypanosomatida, Trypanosomatidae.
AUGGGAUUGAACAUGCGUAUUAGUUUAUUCAUGCGACGCUUCUGUUGCAAUCAAGUAGCUUUCUUGACUUCACUUUCCCGCACUUCGACUGAGGCUCCUACUUGUCGUAUACUUUCCACUAAGGCUAAACCUUCUAUCGAUGUCAUUUCAAAUUUACCAGAUACUUCUACUGAAAGCAGCCAAACUAUCUCUAUUGACAGAAGCAAUAACAGUGACCGAAGCUUGAAUCGUAAACCAAAAGGGAAUGAAACAAUGCGAAUAGAUCACAUGACUGACAAAAGUAGUGUGUCCAGACUGCAGGAAGACUCAUUUUCCGAUUGCUUCGGAAAAAAUAAUCCUGAAGUGAAUAUGGAAAAAAUGACCCAAAUGGCCGCUGAGCAGCUACGAUGUGCUCUUCAAUCAUGGUCAGUGGAAGAAAAAGCCAAAGCUGCUGCCACAAUUAGUGGAAGUAAGGAAUUUUCAUCACCGCAGAGCCUGAAGCUUUCAGAGCAUACUACUGAUAUGCACCGUAUUCUUUCCACCAGCUCACAACUUCCUUCUGAAGGACUGUUUCAAGGGAAAGUAAAUACAUUUACUGACGUGACUGUAAAAAACUUUACACCGGACGAAACUCAGGUCCUAGAAACUAUGCCAGAUCAGAAGCCACAAACGUCUUCAAUGUCUUCGAACGCUUGGAUUCGCAAUAAGAGGUCAAAGUUUUGGGAUAUUGUUUUCUCCGUAUCCUCACCUUCGGUAGCUUCGAAUUCUGUGGGUACAAAUGCACCUUUUUCUGCCUCGACAGUAACAAAGGCAUUAUCGCAAACGAAUAGGCUUUUAUCAGAAAAGGAUCCUGUCAACACAAGUGACUUGUAUCAAGAUGAGCGAGGUGUCUUGUAUCCGCCUAUCCUGCCUCAGGAAAACCUUAGUGAGGUAGGGGGGGAUUUGAAUCAAGUGAAUUUAAGUAAUGCGGCAACCUAUCGUGUCACCUCCGCUUCAAAAACAUCAGAAAGUGAUUUACGGUCUUCUGAUACAGUCUCUAAGGGUCCGUCAGAAGGGGCACAUAGUGGUCAUUCUACUAGGCCAAAAUACUCAUACAUUCGAAACCAACACAAGAAAAACGUAGCACUUCGUUUAGCCGAGUUGCUUAAUUGUGACCCUCGUUUGGGUUAUACCAUCCUUGAGAGGUUGUCAGAUGACAGUUUGCGCCUGCUUCUUGUCAUGGGUACCGCAAAUGAGUACUACGGCAAAGAUAGCUACGACAUUGUCAAGCAGGUGAAGGCAGCCGAUAAAGACUGUGAUAGCGCCAUUUCCGCUAAAGAGUACGAAGAGUGGGCUAUGAAAUCAUGGAAGUAUCGACAGCAUCAUUCAACUGUCGACACGGUGACAGAGGACGCUCUCACGGCAGGUGAUCAGAAGGAUCGUGAAAUACGAUCCCAAUCUAGUAUUUCUACUAAUAGUAAUGAAAUUAUCCUCGAUAGCAUCCAAAAAAAUCCGCCACGAAGUGACCCUGGUUAUAUCCCCUGGCCGAUUUACUUGCGUCUAUUGUUUAAUUUUUCUUUGCCUUUUAUGGCUUUUGGUAUAUUAGACAAUGCAACUUUAAUUAUCGCAAGUGAUGCGGUCGAACAUUCUUUAUUGGAAACGCUGAGUUUGACCGGUUUGGCGGCAGCAGGGGUGGGGGGAAUCAUUAGCGGUGUUGCGGGCAUUCAAGUUCACAGUUUGGCAGGGCGUUGGACUCGGAUCACGCCACCAAUACUUACUAAAGCGCAAUCUAUUAGCCGCAGUUAUGAGCGCUCAGCAAGUAUUGGAAACACAUUUGGGAUAAUCACAGGUCUGGUGAUCGGUAUGAUUCCGCUAUUAUUUAUUCGUGGCGACAGGGAUAACGAAGCCGAAGAUAACAACCGGUUGAGAAGGGAAGAAGAGCGGAUUCAAGAGAUAGAACGGGAGUUACACCAAGAAGAGUGUACUUGA